UACUUCAUUGGUGUCCUGGACAUUGCCGGCUUUGAGAUCUUUGAUUUCAACAGCUUUGAGCAGCUGUGCAUCAACUUCACCAAUGAGAAGCUGCAACAGUUCUUUAACCACCAUAUGUUUGUGCUGGAGCAAGAGGAGUACAAGAAGGAAGGAAUUGAAUGGGAAUUCAUUGACUUUGGGAUGGACCUGGCUGCCUGCAUUGAGCUCAUUGAGAAGCCCAUGGGCAUCUUCUCCAUCCUGGAAGAGGAGUGCAUGUUCCCCAAGGCAACUGACACCUCUUUCAAGAACAAGCUCUAUGACCAGCAUCUGGGCAAGUCUAACAACUUCCAGAAGCCCAAGCCUGCCAAAGGCAAGGCUGAGGCCCACUUCUCCCUGGUGCACUACGCUGGUACAGUGGACUACAACAUCACUGGCUGGCUUGAGAAGAACAAGGAUCCCCUAAACGAAACUGUCAUUGGGCUUUAUCAGAAAUCAUCUGUGAAGACAUUGGCUUUACUCUUUGCCUCCUAUGGUGGGGAAGCAGAGGCUGGUGGUGGUGGAAAGAAGGGUGGCAAGAAGAAGGGUUCUUCUUUCCAGACUGUCUCAGCUCUUUUCCGGGAGAAUUUAAACAAGCUGAUGGCUAACUUGAGAAGCACUCACCCUCAUUUUGUACGAUGCAUCAUCCCAAAUGAAACAAAAACACCUGGUGCCAUGGAGCAUGAGCUGGUGCUACAUCAGCUGCGGUGCAAUGGUGUGCUGGAAGGGAUCAGAAUUUGCAGGAAAGGAUUCCCCAGCAGAGUCCUGUAUGCUGACUUCAAACAAAGAUACAGAGUGCUUAAUGCAAGUGCUAUCCCAGAGGGACAGUUCAUGGACAGCAAGAAGGCUUCAGAAAAGCUCCUUGGGUCCAUUGAUGUGGACCACACCCAAUACAGAUUUGGUCACACCAAGGUGUUCUUCAAAGCUGGACUGCUGGGACUCCUGGAGGAGAUGAGAGAUGACAAGCUGGCAGAAAUUAUCACUCGCACACAAGCCAGGUGCAGGGGCUUCCUGAUGAGAGUGGAGUAUCAGAGAAUGGUGGAGAGAAGGGAAUCCAUCUUUUGCAUCCAGUACAAUGUUCGUGCAUUCAUGAAUGUGAAGCACUGGCCCUGGAUGAAGCUCUUCUUCAAGAUCAAGCCCUUGCUGAAGAGUGCAGAAUCUGAGAAGGAGAUGGCCAACAUGAAAGAAGAGUUUGAGAAAACCAAGGAAGAGCUUGCAAAGUCUGAGGCAAAGAGGAAGGAGCUGGAGGAGAAAAUGGUGGUCCUGCUGCAGGAGAAAAAUGACCUGCAGCUCCAAGUGCAGGCAGAAGCAGACAGCUUGGCUGAUGCUGAGGAAAGGUGUGAUCAGCUCAUCAAAACCAAAAUCCAGCUGGAAGCCAAAAUUAAGGAGGUGACUGAAAGGGCUGAGGAUGAGGAAGAAAUUAAUGCUGAGCUGACAGCCAAGAAGAGAAAACUGGAGGACGAGUGUUCAGAGCUGAAGAAAGAUAUUGAUGACCUUGAGUUAACGUUGGCCAAAGUGGAGAAGGAAAAGCAUGCCACUGAAAACAAGGUGAAAAACCUCACAGAGGAGAUGGCAGCCCUGGACGAGACCAUUGCCAAGCUGACAAAAGAAAAGAAAGCCCUCCAAGAGGCCCAUCAGCAGACACUGGACGACCUGCAGGCAGAAGAGGACAAAGUCAAUACGCUGACCAAAGCGAAGACCAAGCUGGAGCAGCAAGUGGACGAUCUGGAAGGGUCCCUGGAGCAAGAGAAGAAACUGCGCAUGGACCUUGAGAGAGCUAAGAGGAAACUGGAAGGAGACCUGAAGCUGGCCCAUGACAGCAUAAUGGAUUUGGAAAACGAUAAGCAGCAGCUGGAUGAGAAACUGAAGAAGUAA
Messenger RNA from Tauraco erythrolophus (red-crested turaco), 1890 nucleotides. The record is from RefSeq and is a predicted model, not a curated record. NCBI's taxonomy places the organism in Eukaryota, Metazoa, Chordata, Aves, Musophagiformes, Musophagidae.